Molecule: messenger RNA, 9587 nt
Organism: Onychomys torridus (southern grasshopper mouse)
Lineage: Eukaryota; Metazoa; Chordata; Mammalia; Rodentia; Cricetidae
Gene: Scn8a
Product: sodium voltage-gated channel alpha subunit 8
Exons: 21
Coding region: 177-4445 (1422 amino acids)
Biological process (GO): neuronal action potential; sodium ion transmembrane transport; membrane depolarization during action potential
Cellular component (GO): plasma membrane; voltage-gated sodium channel complex; axon
Molecular function (GO): protein binding; voltage-gated sodium channel activity
Source: RefSeq, a predicted model, not a curated record
GGCGCCCCCUGCCGGCCGGGCUCCGGCACGCAUCCAGUCCGGAGCGCGGGGACGCAGGCCGGCGAGCCGGGAGCGAGAGGGCAGGCAGGCGGGCGGGCGGUCGGGCGGGCGCGCCCGGCAGGAGCUGACCUGUCCUGGACACAGCCUAACUAACGAAGCCGCUGCAGGAUGAGAAGAUGGCAGCGCGGCUGCUCGCACCACCAGGCCCUGACAGUUUCAAGCCUUUCACCCCUGAGUCGCUGGCAAACAUCGAGAGGCGCAUUGCCGAAAGCAAGCUCAAGAAACCAGCGAAGGCGGAUGGCAGCCAUCGGGAAGAUGACGAGGACAGCAAGCCCAAGCCCAACAGUGACUUGGAAGCAGGGAAGAGUUUGCCUUUCAUCUAUGGGGACAUCCCCCAAGGCCUGGUUGCAGUUCCCCUGGAGGACUUUGACCCAUACUAUUUGACGCAGAAAACCUUUGUAGUAUUAAACAGAGGGAAAACUCUCUUCAGAUUUAGUGCCACGCCUGCCUUGUACAUUUUAAGUCCUUUUAACCUGAUAAGAAGAAUAGCUAUUAAAAUUUUGAUACAUUCAGUGUUCAGCAUGAUCAUCAUGUGCACCAUCCUGACCAACUGUGUAUUCAUGACCUUUAGUAACCCUCCCGACUGGUCCAAGAAUGUGGAGUACACAUUCACAGGGAUUUAUACAUUUGAAUCACUAGUGAAAAUCAUUGCGAGAGGUUUCUGCAUAGACGGCUUCACUUUCUUACGAGACCCAUGGAACUGGCUAGACUUCAGUGUCAUCAUGAUGGCAUAUGUGACAGAGUUUGUGGACCUGGGCAAUGUCUCAGCGCUGAGAACAUUCAGGGUUCUCCGAGCUUUGAAAACUAUCUCUGUAAUUCCAGGCCUGAAGACAAUCGUGGGUGCCCUCAUUCAGUCUGUGAAGAAGCUGUCGGAUGUGAUGAUCUUGACCGUGUUCUGCUUGAGCGUUUUCGCCCUAAUUGGCCUGCAGCUGUUCAUGGGGAACCUUCGGAACAAGUGUGUGGUGUGGCCCAUAAACUUCAAUGAGAGCUACCUUGAAAACGGCACCAGAGGCUUUGACUGGGAAGAAUAUAUCAACAAUAAAACAAACUUUUACACGGUUCCUGGCAUGCUAGAGCCCUUGCUCUGUGGGAACAGUUCCGAUGCUGGGCAAUGCCCGGAGGGUUACCAGUGUAUGAAAGCAGGAAGGAAUCCCAACUAUGGUUACACAAGCUUUGAUACUUUCAGCUGGGCCUUCUUGGCAUUAUUUCGCCUUAUGACCCAGGACUAUUGGGAGAACUUAUACCAGUUGACCUUACGAGCAGCUGGGAAAACAUACAUGAUCUUCUUUGUCCUGGUCAUCUUUGUGGGUUCUUUCUACUUGGUGAACUUGAUCUUGGCUGUGGUGGCCAUGGCUUAUGAAGAGCAGAACCAGGCAACCUUGGAAGAGGCCGAGCAAAAAGAGGCUGAGUUCAAAGCAAUGUUGGAGCAGCUCAAGAAGCAGCAGGAAGAGGCCCAGGCUGCUGCAAUGGCCACUUCAGCCGGCACUGUCUCAGAAGAUGCCAUUGAGGAAGAAGGUGAAGAUGGGGUCGGCUCUCCGCGGAGCUCCUCUGAACUUUCUAAACUCAGCUCUAAGAGUGCCAAGGAGCGUCGGAACAGGCGGAAGAAGAGGAAGCAGAAGGAACUCUCUGAGGGGGAGGAGAAGGGAGACCCCGAGAAGGUGUUUAAGUCGGAGUCGGAAGAUGGCAUGAGAAGGAAGGGCUUCCGGCUGCCAGACAACAGGAUAGGGAGGAAGUUUUCCAUCAUGAAUCAGUCUCUGCUGAGCAUCCCGGGCUCACCCUUCCUCUCCCGCCACAACAGCAAAAGCAGCAUCUUCAGCUUCCGGGGCCCCGGGCGGUUCCGAGACCCCGGCUCGGAGAACGAGUUCGCAGACGACGAGCACAGCACGGUGGAGGAGAGCGAGGGCCGGCGCGACUCGCUGUUCAUCCCGAUCCGCGCCCGCGAGCGGCGCAGCAGCUACAGCGGCUACAGCGGCUACAGCCAGUGCAGCCGCUCGUCCCGCGGCGUCUUCCCCAGCCUGCGGCGCAGCGUGAAGCGCAACAGCACGGUGGACUGCAACGGCGUGGUGUCGCUCAUCGGGCCCGGCUCGCACAUCGGGCGGCUCCUGCCUGAGGCAACAACCGAAGUGGAAAUCAAGAAGAAAGGCCCUGGGUCUCUUUUGGUCUCCAUGGAGCAGCUCGGCUCCCACGGACGGAAGGACAGGAUCAACAGCAUCAUGAGUGUCGUCACAAAUACGCUAGUGGAAGGUUUGAGUCAAGUUGAAGUCUCUUUAGUCAGCCUUAUAGCUAAUGCCCUGGGCUACUCGGAACUAGGUGCCAUAAAGUCCCUUAGGACCCUAAGAGCUUUGAGACCCUUAAGAGCCUUAUCACGAUUUGAAGGGAUGAGGGUGGUGGUGAAUGCCUUGGUGGGCGCCAUCCCCUCCAUCAUGAAUGUGCUGCUGGUGUGUCUCAUCUUCUGGCUGAUUUUCAGCAUCAUGGGAGUUAACCUGUUCGCGGGAAAGUACCACUACUGCUUUAAUGAGACUUCUGAAAUCCGGUUUGAAAUUGAAAUCGUCAACAAUAAAACUGACUGUGAAAAGCUCAUGGAGGGCAACAACACGGAGAUCAGGUGGAAGAACGUGAAGAUCAACUUUGACAACGUGGGGGCAGGGUACCUGGCCCUUCUGCAGGUGGCAACCUUCAAAGGCUGGAUGGACAUCAUGUACGCAGCCGUAGAUUCCCGGAAGCCUGACGAGCAGCCUAAAUACGAGGACAACAUCUACAUGUACAUCUACUUUGUCAUCUUCAUCAUCUUCGGCUCCUUCUUCACCCUCAACCUCUUCAUUGGCGUCAUCAUUGAUAACUUCAAUCAACAGAAGAAAAAGUUUGGAGGUCAAGACAUCUUCAUGACGGAGGAACAGAAGAAGUACUACAAUGCCAUGAAGAAGCUGGGCUCCAAGAAACCCCAGAAGCCCAUUCCCCGCCCUUUGAACAAAAUCCAAGGAAUCGUCUUCGAUUUCGUCACUCAGCAGGCCUUUGACAUUGUCAUCAUGAUGCUCAUCUGCCUUAACAUGGUGACCAUGAUGGUGGAGACGGACACUCAGAGCAAGCAGAUGGAGAACAUUCUCUACUGGAUCAACCUGGUCUUCGUCAUCUUCUUCACCUGCGAGUGCGUACUCAAGAUGUUUGCCUUGAGGCACUACUACUUCACCAUCGGCUGGAACAUCUUCGACUUCGUGGUGGUCAUCCUCUCCAUCGUGGGAAUGUUCCUGGCUGAUAUCAUUGAGAAGUACUUUGUCUCCCCAACCCUGUUCCGAGUCAUCCGAUUGGCCCGCAUUGGACGCAUCUUGCGUCUGAUCAAAGGUGCCAAAGGGAUUCGCACCCUGCUCUUUGCCUUAAUGAUGUCAUUGCCUGCCCUGUUCAACAUUGGCCUUCUGCUCUUCCUGGUCAUGUUCAUCUUCUCCAUCUUUGGGAUGUCCAACUUCGCAUAUGUCAAGCACGAGGCUGGAAUUGAUGACAUGUUCAACUUUGAGACAUUUGGCAACAGCAUGAUCUGCCUAUUUCAGAUCACAACCUCGGCUGGUUGGGACGGCCUGCUGCUGCCAAUCCUGAACCGCCCCCCUGACUGCAGCCUGGACAAGGAACACCCAGGGAGUGGCUUCAAAGGGGACUGCGGGAACCCCUCCGUGGGCAUCUUCUUCUUUGUCAGCUACAUCAUCAUCUCCUUCCUGAUCGUGGUGAACAUGUACAUCGCCAUCAUCUUGGAGAACUUUAGUGUAGCCACAGAGGAGAGCGCUGAUCCACUGAGCGAGGAUGACUUUGAGACUUUCUACGAGAUCUGGGAGAAGUUUGACCCUGACGCCACCCAGUUCAUCGAGUACUGUAAGCUGGCCGACUUCGCAGAUGCCCUAGAACAUCCUCUCCGAGUGCCCAAGCCCAACACCAUCGAGCUCAUUGCCAUGGACCUGCCCAUGGUCAGCGGAGAUCGCAUCCACUGCUUGGACAUCCUCUUUGCCUUCACCAAGCGGGUCCUGGGAGACAGUGGGGAGUUGGACAUCCUGCGGCAGCAGAUGGAGGAGCGGUUCGUGGCAUCCAAUCCUUCCAAAGUGUCUUACGAGCCUAUCACAACCACUCUGCGGCGCAAGCAGGAGGAGGUGUCCGCGGUGGUCCUGCAGCGUGCCUACAGGGGACAUUUGGCUAGGCGGGGCUUCAUCUGCAGAAAGAUGACCUCCAAUAAGCUGGAGAAUGGAGGCACACACCCAGAGAAGAGGGGAAGCACCCCGUCCACGGCCUCCCUCCCCUCCUAUGACAGCGUGACAAAACCUGACAAGGAGAAGCAGCAGCGGGCAGAGGAAGGAAGAAGGGAAAGAGCCAAGAGGCGAAAAGAGGUCCGAGAGUCUAAGUGUUAGAGACAGAGAGAAGGGAAGCUUACACUGGCUUAGCCCUGGCAAGUGAAAGCCUGUUUACAAACUCCCGAAUCUCACGGAUGCAGAGCAGCUGUGGAGAUGCUGGACCGGAAGACCUAUACCAAACAUAGUCUGCUUACACGGGACACGGUUGCAUCUGGAGCAGUGACCUGCCGAGGGCAAAGGACCCUGCUCCCUGGACUCAAGAUUUUCUGUCGCUUGGGCAGGUGGUUACUGCAUGUUCCACACUCAGUCAAUGCAACUUAGGACUACACUAACAGGAUACAAAACAGAGGCGGCUGCCGGGACCAGCAGAUUGCCGUUGCAGCCAAACGGAUUUUAUUUUUUCAUUUGUUGAUUCUCAGAAGCAGGAAGCAUCACUUUAAAAGUUUGUUUGUUCAUGCAAACAAUAUUUGCAUUCUUACAUUAGUUAAGCUAAGCAGCAAAAAGAAACACACACACACACACACACACACACACACACACACAUUCAGCCUAUGUCACUAAUUGUCUGUUUUCUUUGACAUAAGCAGCAUCUUCUCCACAUGGGCGUCACAUGGUUUGGAGAUGGGUGGGGGAAACAAUCAGGUUUUUUCAGGCUGAGGAGGACUUGCUCAGGCCAAUUCCAAAUAUUGUGCUCGUUCAAUGCGUAGAAAUGAUUUGCAUGAUGGCAUGCCGUGAUCAGAAGUCAUGCAUGAGAUCCAUACACCACAAGACACUAUUAAUCCUGUCCCCUGCACUGGGUCAGCCUUUGGACAGGACCCAGCCCUGCACCGCUCACUGUAUUUGGAGAAAUGGUAGGAGUUCCAGACCGGCUGCAAUCCUUUCUGAGUUCUUAGAAGUCUUUCAUACACCUCCGGGUAGGGAAACAUAACUAACCAAUUGACCGCCACCACCACCACCACCAGAAACAAUCCAACCCAACAAGCAGAUGGAUCCGUUGUGUGUACAUGUUUAACAGACAUCUCACCAUGCAGCCAUUGUUGCACAUUUUGCAAGGUAAACUAUCUAAUGCUGCUCUGUCCAGUACAUGGGGAGACUUUGGCCCCGAAUGGCUUGUACUAUUAAUGUCACUGUAAAACCAAAUCCUAGGGCUAAAAAACAAAUAGGAAAAGAGUUCAUUUGUAUCUUGCAAUAUUCUAACGAUUGUUUAGCCUUCAUCCUGGAGUACUGUCACUGGGGUAGAGCUACAAGUGUAUUCCUGGUAGCAUGUAUCUCUGGGAGGCCUUUGGGGGACUUACAGAAACCUUUCUUUGGGGGUAAUGGGGUGCUCACUUCAUUCGGUGUCAUGUCUGUCUGCAUUAUGGCUUUUCUCAGGCUCAGGGAGAUACGGAAAGGGGUUCAGGGGUUCUGAACCUGCAGAGGGAUUGUCACAUGCUCCAUCUGCUGGUCCUUCCUGCUCCCAUCACAUUCCUCCAGCCAGCAGGGCUGCCCUUCCCAGCUGUCCAGGGCUAGGGAAGGGCAGCAGUGUUGCUUGGGGUAUGGCUGCAGGCUCUUCCGUUCAUGGUCUUCAGAAUGAUGUAACUAGCAGGACCUGAGGUAGAGGUGGAGCCACUCGGACCGAGCCCACUUGGUCCUGUUACUGCACUGGCUUUUGUGAGAAAGGGACUCUAGUAAUCCUUUGGGGUGUUGCGGCUUCCCUGGCAUGUCCUCUCUGCCCACCUUGCUUUCUGCGUAGUGGCCUGACCACCGUCAUCAGGGGAUGACUUCUGGGAGAGCGCCAUGGCUUCCAUCCCAUCUCCUGCUUUGCAGAAGACAGCUCUUAGUCCAGGGUGUCUCUCCUGAACACAAGGCUUCAAAGCCAAGAUGCUGCACUUGAGUGUUAGAAAGUGUCUCCAAAUCGAGUCAGCACUAUCCUUCCUGAGCGUAGGGUGGAGGGGAGCGAGCAGUCCACCACUAGACACAUUAGACCAAUCUGCCCUGCAGUGGCAGCACUUUGGAUGUGAUCUCACAGUCCACUUGACGAGUUUUGCAUAGAACACACCACAGCCAGUCAGUGAGCAGAGCUUUCUCUCUUGUUGGACCGGUAGACACUGUCCUGCUGUCCUAAGCGUGCCUGCCGAGACCAGCUCAGGAAGUGUGUCAACGCCACUGCUGCUAGGACGAAUGUAGAGAACCACGUACAGGCGACGUCGUAAACAGCACAAAACAGAAGCUGACGUGUGUGGUUAUUCUUUUUAAGAGAAUUAUAAAUACUGUAAUAUAUAAUUUUAUUUUAUCGGCAUGCCUUUUGUAAAUACAAAUUACUAACUUAUUAAAUAGGAAAUGGCUUCUGGCUCACGCCAUUGUCAUGUUUAUUUUUAUUUUUAUACUUUCCUUUCUUCUUAGAACUAGAUGCUGUCAGCCAAUGUACACCCCAACCAGACAGACAGACAAAAAAUUUUUUAUUGCUAAUGGUCUUUUCCAAAACAACAAAAAAUAUAUAUUUUUGUUCCAAUGUGCAAUAAAUUCUAACCACUUCUAUGCAAGAUUUGGCUAAACUUAAUCAUUGUUCUUAGAUCUUGAGAUGGGCAACAGCUAUUUGAUCUUGCUAGGAACACCAAGCGCCAUGCUAGUAAUGUUCUUAAGCUACUAGAGCCUAGAUCUGACCCUCCUCCCCCAGCUCCUGACACAGCCCAGCCGGCUGCUGCCUGCCUCUGUCCCUGCCUCGGGAUCUCACACCUCCGCCCACUGAUUAGCCCUCCCCACCCAUUGCUCCUCCUCCUCUUCCCUGCACCUGGCCACUCCCCCUCCCUCGCCCUCUCUCCAUCCCGCAUCCACACUUCCUGUGAACCACACCAUCACCAGCAGUUCACACCCGCAGUUAACAGGCAUCGAACCUAAAGAAUCAAUCGGCUAUGGCAGUUUCGGGUUGGUUCCGUUUUGUUUUGUUCCGUGUCCUCACAGAGUGAGCAAGUGGAGACGCUUUGCCAAAUACUCAUGAAGCCCACCAAUCAAAGAGCAGCAGCAGCCAGCACCACUGCACAUAUAUAUAUAUAUAGAUAUAUAAAUAUAAAUAUUUAUUUUUUUGUAGCGGGUCCUUGGUGCAGUAUUUAUAUUCCACGAUCCUCCUUUAAAAAUAAAAAUAAAAAAAAAGGACAAAAAGCAAAAAGUCAUGUGAUGCUGUUCAUUUAAAACGCAGAGCUAAAGCCCCUGAGCAGGAGCUACCAUGACUGCUGGUUAUAACAUGAAAACACUCCCCCUCUUCCUUCACUUCCCAGUGGCGUAGGGUGAGGAGACUGGGAGUCCAAGCCGAGGGUGAGAGCCCAGAGUGGCCUGCUCUUGCCGUCACUUCAGCAUUUGAAGCUGUGGGCAGAGAGAAACAAGCUCCCUGGCAGGGCGCCCGGCGCUUCCGAGCCCAAAGGGCUGCUUUCCUUUUAUCUCCACGACCAAUGUAAACUGUAAAAGACCGGUAGAGUGCUAGUGAAUGCAUGGAGGUCAACACUGCGCUGAAUGAGACAUGGUUUCAAAACAGUCAAUUACUAUAAGCCAAAAGGAAACAAAAUAAAAAUGGCCCUUUUUACCACACAAGGGAAGCCUGUCUCGGUGUGUCUGUUGUCUCACUUGCCCAUUCUCGAGUUCUGGAAGGGGGGUCUGGGAACUGGGACCCUGGAGCAUUUGGGAAAAGGAGCCGAGGAACCAGAGCCUCCCAAUUCUGGCUAAGUUGAGACUGCAGAGAAAAGCCAGGUCCUGACCCCCAGGUCCCUGCUGCAGGUCGCAUGUGGCAUUACCCCUUAGGCUGGACCCCUCCCUCAGCCGUCUGACCCAGCAGAGCCCCCAGAGAUGACCUCUACCAACCCAGCUGGACUGGCCUAACUUCUGCCUCAUUCGUGGAAAUGAUUUAAGAAAAAACUACCCACUUCCCCAAAGCCAGUGCAAGCUGGGCAGCAGCUUCUGCUCCACUAGCUAGUGCUGGGCCCUGCCCUUCAUCCACUCCCAUAACUAGACCAGCAGACUGGGGCUGUCCCCCUCACGUGUGUGCAGGGGAGGGGACACGCCUCGGGGACAUCCCUCUCCAGGCCAUGUCUCCUGGUCUAGGAACACUCAGGAGGUCUUGAAGUGCCCACUCUAGUAGCCGAACUGGAGAGAGAUGGCUGAUAGGUCAGUCCCCAUCCUUGUCCUCAGCCCCAGCCUCCAGGCCUUCUGUGGAGGGUUAGGACUUAGUGACUUGAUUCCUGGGCGUCUUCUGGAACGACGCCCCUUUCUUUUCUCAGAUGUUGCCCAAAGUUUUGCAAAAAGCUUCGUUCAUUUUCAGGUACUCCCCCACCCCCUAGAGAAUCAGCUGCCGGCCAGUCAGUCGGGGGCAGGGGGCGUCGGGAAAAGAGGAAGUCUGGGUGUGAGGCCAAGACUUGCACGGGGCUAGUGCUAAACUGGACCCUCUUCUCAAGGGUUCCUCCAUCAAAACACUCCUGAGGCCCCCUGCCCCUGCCCCUAACCCCACUGCUGUUUGUUGUACAUAGAGGCUAAGUGGGGCGAAGUGGGCAGGUGUGCACAUGUGGUGUGUGUGUGUGUGUGUGUGUGUGUGUGUGUGUGUAUGAAGAAUGUACAUAGGUAAAGGGGAGCGUGGUCCAGUGGUUCCAGAAGAGGGACAGAACUGUGUUCCAUCCCUAGCUUGACCACUGGCGCGCUGUGUGGCCUUGGGCAAGUCACUUAACCUCUCUGUGCCUCAGUUUCCCCAUCUGUAAAAUGGGGGUAAUAAUACUGACCUACCUCACAGGGGUGUUGUGAGGCUUUAACUAGGUGUUUUGUAAAGCGAUCUGAGAUACAGAGACCAAGGCGCCAGGGAAGGGCAAAGCAUACUGUGGACCUGAGGAAGGCGAACUAGUUCCAUAAUCGCUGCUAUUCUGAGAGCCAUUUUAAACUGCACUGCUCCAGCCCAUACCCGCUUCUCAUCACCAGGACAGCAGGUCGAGAAAUGUCUUUCCUUGCACUUGCUUCUGGGGGUCGUGAUUCUUACAAUUUUCCCCCCUUGCUGUAUCUCCUUUCUUCCCCGCCUCGACUCGUCCCUGUUCUGUUUAUGCGGAAAUGGCAGAAAUGCUUGAGAAACGAGAAUGUAUAAGCGGAUUGGAAGUUUAUAGUCUGAAUUUUCAAUUUUACUUUGUACUGUACAUCUUUUUACUUUAGAAUUUGCAAUAAAGGGUUACGUCAAUCUUGUUUUCAACUCUC